Paramecium octaurelia is the source of this 1043-nucleotide messenger RNA. The record is from the annotation of a GenBank genome assembly. Lineage: Eukaryota; Ciliophora; Oligohymenophorea; Peniculida; Parameciidae.
AUGCCUGAGAAGUCAGUGGAGUUAUAAGCAGCAGAAGGAAUUCUAUUAAUUUGUUUCUUCUGCUCACUUUCAAUUAUCAAGAUUAAAUACAAGGUUUAUUUUAAUCUUUGUCUUUUUAUCGCAUAAUUAUUAAUAGUAUUGAUUCAUUAUAAGGAUGGUGCCAUUGCAUAUUACACUAUUUUUUAAAGUUGCAUGAUGUUUAUAGUUCAAUAUCAUUUAUUUUUCUAGGAUUUAGGUACUUUCAAUAAUAAAAGAUCUUUAGAACUAAAAAAAUUAUAAACUUAAAAUCUAGUGAAGUAUCUAUUACCUACUCAUAUAUUAAAACAAUUCUUAUCUAAUAGUAAUUAAAGAAUGGUCUUAGUAGAUCAAUUUGAAGAAGCUACUCUAUUAUUUGCAGAUAUAGCUGGUUUCACUGAAUACUCAAGUAGAGUAGAACCUGAAUAAGUUGUGAAUAUGUUGAGGAAUUUAUUUACUGAAUUCGACAAAAUAUGUUUAACACAAAAUGCUUAUAAACUAUAUACAAUUGGAGAUUGUUAUGUUGCAUUCGGCAUUGUGGAUGUUACAUAAAGAAAUCCAGCUCAAGAAGCCAAAAAUGUUGUUGAAUUAGGAUUUAAAAUGAUAGAAAUUAUUAGAUAAGUGAGAUCAAUUAUCUAAUUUGAUGGAUUAGACAUGAGGAUUGGAAUACAUACAGUAUUUAUCAUAUUCAAUAUUAGGGUAAAGUGAUUGGAGGAAUCUUGGGAACUGAAAUUGUAAGAUAUGAUGUUUAUGGGGCUGAUGUUAUGAUUUCUAAUAAAAUGGAGUCUAAUGGAGAAAGAGGAAAAGUCUAAGUCUCUGAAGAAACUAAGUAAUUACUAGAACAAUCAUAUCCAGAUCAGUUUUUAUUUACAUUCAAUAAAGAAGUAGAAUUUAAAUCCAUCAGUCGAAAAACUUAAGGAUACUUUAUUGAUCCAAUAAAAAAUGAUAGCAAUCAAGAUUUUCAUGAUAUGAAUCACUUCUAAUUUGUAAACGAUCUAGAACAAUAUCAAAAUACUCCAUAAAAAUGA